Molecule: messenger RNA, 3258 nt
Organism: Acanthochromis polyacanthus (spiny chromis)
Lineage: Eukaryota; Metazoa; Chordata; Actinopteri; Pomacentridae
Gene: abi1a
Product: abl-interactor 1a
Exons: 11
Coding region: 173-1729 (518 amino acids)
Cellular component (GO): lamellipodium; intracellular anatomical structure
Molecular function (GO): SH3 domain binding
Source: RefSeq, a predicted model, not a curated record
AUCUUCGGUUGGAGGUUACGCCAAAGCAGGACAGGAAUCCCACAAUAGCAGGCAGAGGAGUGUUUUCUUCUUCUUCUUCUGUUUUUUCGAGGCAGAGAGCUGGGCUGGUGGCUGUUUCAAUCAAAGGGGGAAAAGGCAGAGAGGGAAGGGCGGCUCUGCGGAGAGAUGUAAGAUGGCAGAGCUACAAAUGUUGUUAGAGGAAGAGAUUCCGGCCGGUAAAAGAGCGCUGGUGGAGAGUUACCAAAACCUGACGAGAGUCGCCGACUACUGCGAGAACAAUUAUGUCCAGGCCCAGGACAAGAGGAAAGCUCUGGAGGAGACCAAAGCCUACACCACCCAGUCCCUGGCCAGCGUGGCCUACCAGAUCAAUGCCUUAGCCAACAAUGUGCUGCAGCUGCUGGACAUCCAGGCCUCGCAGCUGCGGCGCAUGGAGUCCUCCAUCAACCACAUCUCUCAGACGGUAGACAUCCAUAAGGAGAAGGUGGCCAGGCGGGAGAUCGGGAUCCUCACCACCAACAAGAACACGUCGAGGACUCAUAAGAUCAUAGCGCCGGCCAACAUGGAGCGGCCGGUCAGGUACAUCAGGAAGCCCAUUGACUACACUGUACUGGAUGAUGUCGGUCACGGUGUUAAGUGGCUAAAAGCCAAGCAACAUGGAAACAAUCAGGCAAUCAGAGGAGGAACACUAUCGAGGACCAAUCCGCCGACGCAGAAGCCGCCCAGCCCUCCGAUGUCAGGGCGUGGCACGCUGGGCCGCAACACGUCCUACAAGACCCUGGAGCCGGUGAAGCCACCCACAGUUCCCAACGACUACAUGACCAGCCCCGCCCGAUUAGGCAGCCAGCACGGCCAGCAGCACAGCCCUGGACGCACUGCAUCGCUCAACCAGAGGCAACGCACACACAGUGGAAGCAGCGGGGGUAGCAGCAGCAGGGAGAACAGCGGCAGCAGUGGAAUUGGCAUUCCCAUCGCCGUGCCUACGCCCUCCAUCCCCAACUCUGGACCAGCGGUGGCCCCCGGGCCUGGUCUGGGCCCCGCUCCAAUGUCCCAGUUUGGAACCAUCUCGCGGCAGAUUUCGCGGCACAACCCCUCCAACUCCUCUGUCUCUAUGGUUUCGGCCACGGGCACCUACCGCCGGGCGCCGUCGGUCACUUCGCAGUUCUCCUUGCAGCAGCAGCAACAACUACAGCAACAGCAGCAGCAACAACAGCAACAGCAGCAGCAGCAACAGCAGCAGCCUCAUAUUAAUGGAGGCACCCCAGGCUAUGGCCAGAACUCAAUGUCUAUCGCCCCUCCUCCUCCCCCCAUGCCCCAGCUGACUCCACAGAUACCUCUGACUGGCUUUGUGGCCAGGAUGCAGGAGAGCAUUGCAGAUACUCCAACUCCACCUCCUCCGCCUCCUCCGGACGACAUGCCCAUGUUCGACGAGUCCCCGCCGCCUCCGCCGCCUCCUCCGGUGGACUACGAGGAGGAGGACGCCGCCGUCGUGCACUACAACGACCCCUACGCCGACGGAGACCCACAGUGGGCCCCCAAGAACUACGUCGAGAAAGUCGUGGCCAUCUACGACUACACCAAGGACAAGGACGACGAGUUGAGCUUCAUGGAGGGGGCCAUCAUCUACGUGGUCAAGAAGAACGACGACGGCUGGUUCGAGGGCGUGUGCAACGGCGUCACCGGCCUGUUCCCCGGCAACUACGUGGAGUCCAUCAUGCACUACGCCGACUGAAGGGACCUCGCAGUAAACGUACAGUCUAUUUAUUCAGUCAUAUCAUAAUCCACCGAGAGACAGACGGCAGCAAUCUGACUCCUGCAUAGACAUAACUGUAUGAUCCCCCGUUUUUUGAUAUGACAGAAUGUUCUUUCCCUUAAUGAUUGCAAAUAAAAUGAAAGGUAAUAUCUAUUUAGUUUAUUUUGGUGUUAUAGGGACGGGGUGGGAGACAUUUAUGGAAUAUGUACAAAAUUAAAGAAUUGGGACGGCUCAGGCGGGUAGAACACAGCUGAAGGACGCACGCCGACAUCUUGCCUGAACAAAAAUUUUAACAUCGAGAGCUGAACAAGUAUGUUAGGUUUCGACGGAACAAAUAAAAUGUCACGUAUGCGCCUUCAGUUGAAGUGUUCGUGCUGUCGGUUGUAUAUAACGUGAGCUGCAGCCACUCGGGUUUCUGUAAUGUAAAUUCAGUGAAUGUCAAUUAUAUGAUAGUCUUCAUUAGUGGUGCCCUCCUCGACUCGGACAUAAACGCAGAUGGCCUGUUGAUACUUUAUAAAUUUAAAUACUGUAAAUGGUAUUUCGAGUAAACAAAUACUUCAGAAAAAUCAGUCUUGGCGUUUUCAGCAUGCAAAUUUUUUGAGAUAUAAUGUAAUCUUAAGUUUAUUGCCAUUAUGCUUCCAUUAUGUUGUAAAUGUAUUCACCUUUUUGUUUUGUUUUUUUAUUACACUGUUGAGAUCACUGAACAGGCUUUCCAACACCUUUAAAAAUGCCAAUUUGCAGGUAAAAUCAUGCAAAUAAGGUUUGCUUUUUUUUUUUUCCAUGCGUUUAAAUCUGUUUGAGGCAUGAGAACACAUUCCAUUUUGGCUUUCUUAUCUUCGCAUUUUAAGAUUAUGUCACAUCACUGUUGAUUCCUUCUUUUUUCUUUAACUAAUCCACACAAAUCUGUAGGAUCCAUUGGCAAUAAUGGACAAUAGCUCCGGUAGGUGUGCAGUGAUGAUUAGACUGGAAUUGUCCUGCCUGACACUGCCAUGCGACAAUUCAGCUGUAAUAAUGUAGACCAAUAAACAACUCUAAUACCUCCUCAGUCUUCUCAAAGCAACAACGACGACCUGCUCUGGGUUCAAGGACCAUGUUGAAUGCUAGGAAACGUAAUCCUCUGGGCUGCUCGGGUGUACAUAAUAACUCAAGUAGAAUCAGCCGGUCAAUAUUAGGUGUCACUCAGGUCAAGGAAUCAUUUUUUUAAUAACAUUGUAUUCUUUUGUGUGUGUGUGUUGGCACUCAAACGUACAUCUAACAUGAUUAAUUUUGACCUAAAAAUGCAGAGUUAAAACCUCCUCUGUCGUGGCCACCGUUUACCAUCGCAGCUAAUGCCUUCAGAUUUAGCCCGGUUUCUUUUAUCCCCCCCCCCCCUGAAAAAUGUGUUCUGGCUCAAUUUAACGGGUAGAAAUAUUGAAACCGAUUUCUCUCUGCCCUCCAUUUGUAUAUAUAAUAUGUUGAUUGAAAAAUUAAUGUACAGUCUUUUAUAAUAAACGAUUCUAUGUACAACA